Molecule: messenger RNA, 1721 nt
Organism: Zalophus californianus (California sea lion)
Lineage: Eukaryota; Metazoa; Chordata; Mammalia; Carnivora; Otariidae
Product: gem-associated protein 8-like
Biological process (GO): spliceosomal snRNP assembly
Cellular component (GO): SMN complex
Source: RefSeq, a predicted model, not a curated record
CCGCAGGAUACUGUUGCAGUAAGGAAAAGAGGCCAGCAUGAACGAAUCUCAAUUCUGAUUUGGACAGAGGAAAUAGGCCCCUGCUCGCCCACUACCCGAGAUCCGCGAGCAACGAGCCCACGAGCUCUGCCAUCCCAUUAGGAGGAAAGCUGCUGUUCAGUCCAUGAAGACGUGUGCCGCAAGAGUAGGAGACACUCCCAAAGAGUUUCAGUGCCCAUUUGGACGUCCACAAUCAGAGAUCGCAGCAGGGGUGGCAUCCUGGAAAGCUACUGAGCCUUGGUCUUUUCAUCCAGUAUAUGCAAGAUACUGGCGACAUUAUCAUCAGGCGAUGGCCCGGAUGCGAAGCCACCAUAGUGCCCACAGGAAGGCCGUGGAAUCGUAUUUCAGUUGCCAGUGGUCCUUCCCUCCCGCAGCUCUUCAGAGCUCUUACACUAACAAGGCCAAAUCUCCUCGGCCCUCUCGUGACCAUCUCGCGGCUUCCACGGACUCGCACUGCGGUUCUGCACAUUCCAGAAGGUCUGGGCAGCAUCCACCAGCCCGCCCAAGAGAACGCCGAGCUCGGCCCGCCACGGAGGAGGCGGAGUCCGAGUCAGACCGCGGCGUGGAGUGCGACCUGAGCAACCUGGGGAUCACGGAGGGGCGGCGCCAGUACUUCGCCGAGACCGAGAGGCACAGGGAAGCGCGCCGGCGGCAGCAGCAGCUGGACGCCCAGCGCCUGGACGACAACGUGAACGCCCACCACGACCUGUACCACAGCACCCGCCGCUCGGUGGAACCCCCGUCCGAGAGGCCUGGCGAGCGGCGCGAGGCCGAGAUGAAGCGCUUGUACGGGGACAGUGCCGCGAAGAUCCAGGCCAUAGAGGCCGCCGUGCAGCUGAGCUUCGACAAGCACUGUGACAGGAAGCAGCCCAAGUACUGGCCGGUCGUUCCGCUCAAGUUCUGAGCCCGCGGCGCAGGGUACCCAGCCAUCACCCCCUUCCUCCUGGAUUCACUCAAUCUCUCCUUCUGUGCAUUUUCUCAGGGAAAUUUCUCUUAUACUGAGAAAUAAGCAUGUCACCAAAGUCCCAGGGGGCCCAUCUCAGGGCUGGAUAUAAUACAUUGGCCGCUUGAAGUCGGCAAGACAUGUACUGUUGCCAACAUGAAAGAUUUUCUUUUGACCUAAAAUGAUAAUUUCAUAUAUAUUAUGCUUGGUUUUGAUGUCACUAAUAAUGUUCAGUUCAUUAAAGUCCUCACAGGAAAAAAUAAAACAUGUAAGGACUUCUCUCUCUCUCUCUUUUUUUAAGAUUUUAUUUUUAAGUAAUCUCUACACCCACCCUGGGGCUUGAACUCACAAUCCCAAGAUCGACAGUCAUUUAAUCUACUAACUGAGCCAGCCAGGUACCUCUUUAAAGGCCUUCUUUAUUAAAGAAAAUAUAAUGGGCACCUGACUGGCUCAGCUGGUGUAGCUAGCUACUGCUUGAUGUCGGCGUCGUGAGUUGGGUGUAGCGAUUACUUAAAAAUAAAGUCUUAAAAAAGAAAAUAUAAGAUCAGAUAUGAACUUUUCUUUGAAGAAUGGAAGCCUGUUUUUAAUUAGCGAAGGGCUCACUAACUUGAUUUGGAAAACUUCAAAAAGCUAAAUACAAAUCUCAAAGUGAAUGCACUUUACAUUGCACUUACUGCAAGAAUCUAUCCUUUAGAUAAAGGGAAGAGAAUGCAUACUACUGUACAUGCUGUGAUGAGGA